AUGGCUAAGGCAGAUAUCAAUGGCAAAGAUCGUAGAUGGUCUCUUCAUGGAAUGACUGCUCUUUUCACCGGAGGAACGAAAGGGCUCGCGCAUGCUAUUGUGGAGGAAUUGGCAGGGCUAGGUGCAAUUGUGCAUACUUGUUCUCGAAAUGAAGACCAGCUCAAUGACUGCUUGAGUCAAUGGAAGAUGAAGUGUUUUCAUCAAAUCAUUGGUUCAGUAUGUGAUCUGGUGUCAAGAGCCCAACGGCAGGAGCUAAUAAACGAAGUCUCAUCACAAUUCAAUGGGAAACUUAACAUCCUUAUAAGUACUCCAUUCAUAUAA
Prunus mume (Japanese apricot) is the source of this 321-nucleotide messenger RNA. The record is from RefSeq and is a predicted model, not a curated record. NCBI's taxonomy places the organism in Eukaryota, Viridiplantae, Streptophyta, Magnoliopsida, Rosales, Rosaceae.